CCCGUCACCUUCAUCCCACCAGCUGCCCCCGUCGCCGUCGUCAUCGUGCCCCCCUCCUCCAACCCCUCGUCUCUGCCACCACCGUCGAUGCCCACGACGCUGGAAUGAUCGUCCUUGACGAAGAAGACCAGCAGAAGUUGAAGGAUUCCCCCGCACAAGGCCCAACGCUCCGCUACCCCGAGCGUGCCGCUGGUCGUCGUCCAUUCAGUCCCCUCCCAGAUUAUGAGACCUCGCAGGCCCAGGCUUUCCGGCGGUUCAACGAAUCCCUUGUCUCUCUCCAUAAACCUGCUCCCAAAAGGCGAUUCUUCGACUCAAAGUUCUGGAGGGCGGCUCUCUCGGCCUUAAUUGUCUAUAUUAUCCUUUCCAUCGUCAUCGCUGUCCCCGUCCUCGUAACACAAACCAGAGACGGCUCAGGCCCAAUAUCAGAUCCAUACUCAUCUUUGUCCUACGCCGUCCCAUGGCAAGACCAUAACACAACCCCCUCCUGGUCGAGUCCACCCAACAUCAUAACCGCCGUCGAAAACGGGGCAACCCCAAUAUGCAACGCAUGGUCAAAUGCUUUCUGGAUAGAAGGCCCCGGCCUCUUCCAAGCAAGUACCCAACUCAACGUAUCCGCCAAUGGCCAGUUUAGCAUCGCCUCAAACACCUCGUACAUACAAGAUUUUGACAGCGUGAUUGGGAACCUUAACGUUGAUAUCAACCCGGAUCCCACUGUCAACCAAGCCAACUUAGGCUUAACCAUGCAGGCGUCAUCCUUUCAACUUCACAACGACACGCUCGUUUGCUUUGCCGUCACUCACAACUCUACUGACCUGUUCAUCUACAUCCCCUCCCAGCUUACCGCCAAUGACACAUUGCAAUUCAAUGUUACCCUUCUCUUUCCGCAAUCAAGUACCCCUGCGAACGUCGAUGUUCUGUCAACAUAUCUGCCACUCUUCUGGCAGAAGUUUGGAGAUUUUGGAAAUUACGUUGAUUUUAAUCAGGUGUCCAUUGAGGGUGGAGCAUCAAAGGUUACCGUCCAAUCUUUGCAUGCGCAACAAGUUCUCGUAGAUACAUCGUUGCAGCCGAUCAGUGGUGAAUUCCACAUCAACAACACGGCUACGCUGGGUACUAUCCAAGCACCUAUUGACGUAAACAUUACGUUGUACAACGAUCCCAAGGCAUCGAUGCCGACGUAUCUGGGUAUGAACACAGGGAAUGCGAACCUCACUGCCAACAUCACAGUCUAUUCGCCUCUUAAGACACCUACGACCCGUCCCAACUUCAUAACCUACCUUCGGACAUUCAGCGGCGACCUCUCGGCACAAAUGCUUCACGAUCCACAAUCGCCACCCACGGGCAUCAGAUUUACCGCUAUCAAUGACUUGGCACCAACAAAUGUGACGCUCGAUCGCAAGUACACUGGGAUGUUUCAGGCUACGACCCGUUUGUCAAAUACCAACGUAGUACAAGGCCCAGCAUGGUCGGACCCUUGGUCGUUUGAUGCUCCAUUAACACGGACAUACGAUAUCAUGUACAACACCACGGAGCGAGUGUAUGGUUGGGUCGGCUGGGGAUCGCUACCAACAGAGUACGAUCCAACGCAGGUCGGUGAGGUUAUCGUAUCGACAUCCAUGGACGACGUCUCUCUUUCCUUCGGGUGAGACCUCUUGACCUGCGGGGGUGGUCAUUUGUUGGGCUUCGGUUAUCGGACAGAGGAAUGCUUGGGCGUCUUUUUUUUUGGAUGGGACUUUCUUUUUGGCUUAUGCAUCAGUCGCGGGUCGAGACUCGUUAUUCCCAUCCUGUCCACUCGUUUGGUCGGUAGUAGCACUUCAUUUUGUUUUUAUUUGAAGUUUUCGGCAUGGCAUUGUGUAUCAUCAGCCAAUACAACGCAGUGUAAUAGAUUACGAGUUUCGGUAAUAAACGGGUUACACUCCGUGAUACCCUCUUCUAAUUCUGGUGAAUGGACUAAAAUGUCUCCUACUGUAGCUAUUAGGAUCAGAAAUAAA
Molecule: messenger RNA, 1988 nt
Organism: Coniophora puteana RWD-64-598 SS2
Lineage: Eukaryota; Fungi; Basidiomycota; Agaricomycetes; Boletales; Coniophoraceae
Exons: 7
Coding region: 105-1643 (512 amino acids)
Source: RefSeq, a predicted model, not a curated record